UGAUACGUUGUAAUUAAAAUUAGAAAGUCCUAAUUUGGUCACAACUCACAAUGCAUAAGUGGCAUUAAGUGGUCAAUUUUGUCAAAAGUUCGGAGUAACAUACAAGUUUUUUUUUUUUUUUUUUUUUUUUUUUUUUUUUUUUUUUUUGAGGGAAAGUAACAUACAAGUUAGGGACAUACCACACCCUCUAUAUAAAGCCUUACAAAAACACAACUUCAAGCACCAAAAACCAAUAACAAAUUACCAACUCCAAAAAAAACUGAACCAAAAUGGCGCUUAAAACGAACCACAUUAGCCUUCUUGCUCUACUUCUCACCCUCAUCACCCUAGCCGUGUCGCAAGGGAUCCUAGCCGUUGAUUACACGGUCACAAACAAUGCAGCCUCAACAUCCGGUGGCAUGGUCUUCGCCAACCAAAUUGGCGAAGACCAUGCGCACCAAACACUCGAAAGUGCCACCAACUUCAUAUGGCAAACUUUCCAAGAAAACACUGAUGCUGACCGCAAGUCAGUUGAUCAAGUUAGCCUAAUCAUAGUGCCUAGUUUGCCACCAAAUAUCGUGGCCGAAACCGGUAACAACCAAAUAAGUUAUUCUGCCGAGUACAUUACAAAUAGUGGCUCGUCUGAUGACAUUAAAAAUGGAUUUGAUGGAGUAAUUUACCAUGAAAUGGCUCAUGUUUGGCAAUGGAAUGGUAAUGGUCAGGCUAACUCCGGAUUGAUUGAAGGUAUAGCUGAUUUUGUGAGGUUAAAAGCCGGGUUCAUCCCGAGUGGAUGGGCUCAACCAGGAGAUGGUGACAAAUGGGACGCUGGCUAUAGCGUGACGGCUAGGUUCUUGGACUACUGUGAGAGUUUGAUGAAUGGAUUUGUGGCUCAGCUUAACAUGAAGAUGAAAGAUAGUUAUAAUGAUGGUUUUUUUCAGGAUUUGUUGGGUAAAAGUGUUGAUCAACUUUGGUCUGAUUAUAAGGCUCAGUAUGGACAUUAGAUUGGUUAAAGUAUAAUAUAAUAUAAGUGUAACACUUGAAUUGCACCAAUUUGAUUAUUAUGUAUUGGUAUAUGUACUUCCGUUGUUUAUGUUAGGUUGUCACUAAUUAUUAACGUGACAAUUAAUUCUGGACUUAUAUGAAAAAAAUUAUAUUAUUGCCAUUGUUAUAUCUCUCCUUUGUUGGGAGUACAAUAAAGUAAGUUUUGUUAAGUUGAUUAUUUAACUACUAGUGCAUGAUGCAAUUGUAUCAAGUGUAUCCAAUACAAAGCAGAUUUAAGGUUC
This is a messenger RNA of Chenopodium quinoa (quinoa), 1262 nucleotides long. RefSeq lists its product as uncharacterized. The record is from RefSeq and is a predicted model, not a curated record. Bases 270 to 980 code for a protein of 236 amino acids. The transcript has a single exon. Lineage: Eukaryota; Viridiplantae; Streptophyta; Magnoliopsida; Caryophyllales; Amaranthaceae.